Molecule: messenger RNA, 801 nt
Organism: Daphnia magna
Lineage: Eukaryota; Metazoa; Arthropoda; Branchiopoda; Diplostraca; Daphniidae
Product: protein Jade-3-like
Exons: 4
Coding region: 1-801 (266 amino acids)
Biological process (GO): regulation of transcription by RNA polymerase II
Source: RefSeq, a predicted model, not a curated record
AUGGAUGCUUUCGUUUGCAGUCCGAAAAACAAAUUUGUACGGGUGACGCACGAUGAUUUCUACUCACCCGAUGUCCAUCAAUUAACCUCUGCUCCAGCACGAUCGCAGCAAGCAUGUGCCUAUGACAUGGACGACGUGGAUCUAGCUUGGUUAAACCGCGUAAAUGCUCAGCGUAACGCUAUAGGUUCAUCCAAGAUAUCCGAGUUGUCAUUCGAGCAAACGAUGGAAGAGCUCGAGCGCCAAUCGUGGGCUAAUAUGCAAACACUGCUCAAGACAGAAGAAUUUCUCGGCAUUGAGUACGACGAAAACGUAAUUUGCGAUGUUUGCAGAGGGCCGGAUUCUGAGGAAGGAAAUGAAAUGGUUUUCUGCGACCGUUGCAAUAUUUGCGUACAUCAAGCUUGCUACGGUAUCUUAAGCAUACCACCUGGUCCCUGGUUGUGCAAACCCUGUGCCCUAGGAUUGCGCCCACCAUGCCAGCUUUGUCCUAACCAAGGCGGGGCGCUUAAAGCUACAAGAGGAGGAUCCACUUGGGCUCAUGUAGCAUGCGCCUUAUGGAUACCUGAAGUAUCUAUAGGUUGUGUUGAAAAGAUGGAGCCCAUUACUAAAAUAUCAAGCAUUCCGCCAAGUCGGUGGAAUCUAAAUUGUGUAUUGUGCAAAGAAAAGGGUGGUGCCUGCAUCCAGUGUUCCGUGAAGUCGUGUAAAACUGCCUAUCAUGUGACUUGCGGUUUCAGGCAUAGUCUAGAGAUGAAGGCUAUCGUCGAGGAUGAGCAUUCCGAAGACGGAGUAAAGUUAAGGGUAUGA